CAGAGUUAACAGGUGGGUGGUUUACACAUUGAUUUGUUGUUGGUUAAAAUAUAAACAUAUGUUGAAUAUUGCUAUGUUGAAUAUGAUAUUCUUACAGAAUGAUUAUGUGGUCACACUCUCCAUGUGUCUGUUUUGAAAGAACUAGCUGUUAAAGCUUAUCAAAUAAUUGGAUUACUUUGCAGACUGAAUCUUCUAAGCAGUGUUUUAGGUGGAGCUUUCAAUUUACUUUACCUUUUGCUACCAAGGGGGAAAAAAAAAGCCAAACCAGUUGCCAUCCAGUUGAUUCCGACUCAUAGUGACCCUACAGGACGGGGUAGAACUGCCCCAAAGGGUUUCCAAGGAGCACCUGGCGGAUUUGAUCUGCAGACCUUUUGCUUAGCAGCCAUAGCUCUUAACCACUACGCCACCAGGGCUUCCACCAAGGAAGUAGACUAUGUUUAAUAGGUACUGUAUUAAAAUGAAGUCAAGUUUGGUGCUUGCCAUCUCUCACAGCCUUGGUUUCAGGAUGAUUUUUUUCCUUGUAGAAUUGGACCUGUUUAGGCUCCCCCAACUCUAAAUUUUUGUUAAGAAACGAUUUCAAUCAUACAGAAAAUUGGAAAGAAUACCAUAGUGAACACCAUAUGUUGACCUUCUAGGUUCAACAUUUGUUGGCAUUUGGCAUGUUUGCUUUAUCUAUAGAUGUGUGUUUAUUAUUUUUGGUUGAGCCUCACUCCUAAAUAUAUCAGGGCGUUUUCUUACAUUGCCAAAAUACCAUUACGGUUAAUUUCCUUAGGUGUGAUAAUUCCUUAGUGUAAUCUAAUACCCAUUCAUAUUAAAAUUUUCCCAUUUGUCCUGAAAGAUCUUUUAUGGCUUUUACACCCCCUCCCUCCAAAAAUAUUUGGUUGUUAAAUCUUUUCUAAUUCUAGAACAGCUUUACCCCUUCCCCCCUUUUAAAAUACUGAUUUUUUGAACCAGUCAAUGCAGUUGUUUUAUAAAAUGACUUAACAUUCCGGAUUUGCCUGAGGUUUUUUCCCCCUCGUAGUGUCAUUUAGCUUGUUCCUCUAUCCCCACAUGUUAGCUGUAAAUUGAAAGCUAAGUUUAAAGGGUUGAUUAGUUUUAGAUUAAAUAUUUUUAGCAAGAAUACCUAGUAAGCGAUGUCAUGUACUUCCUAUUGCAUCCCAUGAGGAAACUUUCUGAUGCUAAAUUUGAUCACCUGGUUAAAGGGGUGAAGUUAUAUUAUCUCUUCUGAAAUUAGCAAGUAAUCUCUGGCAUGAUAAAUUAGCGCUGUCCUGAUACCCUGUUUCCCAAUAAUCUUUCACCUAAUAGCUGUAGCAUCCAUUGGUGGUCCUCGUCAGGCUAACUUGAAUUUCAGUGUUAACAAUCUUCUGUUAGUUUACAGAUGAGUAAAAUCACAGGAAUUGUGAAGUAUGUCGUGCAACUAUGUUAAUCAGAAUCUGAUUUUUGGAUUUUUGAUGGUAAAUUCAAGGUAUCUUGUGUUGUAAAUUAAACAUAGCAACAGCAAACCCUGAUGUGAGAAAAGUGGGAAAAAACUCAAUGUCUGUCUUUUCCUGUACUCUCAAGCAGUGUGUUUCUUGUCAGCUUUUCGUAGCCAGCAUUUGUUGUACAGGAAUAGCCAGAAAUAUAACAUAAUGGAAGAGUGGAUUUACUAAAAAAAUAUUUCAAGACAAUUAUAUAUAUUCUGAUGUAAUGGAAGAAGUAUUGCAUUGAGAGUCAGAAUAUCUGGAUUCUAGUCCUAAUUCUACCUGUAUGUGAAGUUCAAAAAUGUUAAGUUUUUAAACUUCAUUCCAUGUUUUCAUUUCAUAGUGAGUAAGAUAGUAAACAUCAGUGGAUAAAGAAUCAAUAUCUGGAUUUCUGAUAGCGAGGAGUGUUGAUUACAUUUAGAGGACUUGAGCCAGUGGCCUGCCGUAUUGCCUGCUGAUUGGGGGAUCCAUCAGCCUCCACCGCCUGUGAGGUAGCAGCCUGCCAUCUGACCUGCUGAUCUUCAGCCCCUGCUGCUAAGUGAGUUGGGAGCAGCCUCCAGCCUGACACUUGUCCCACUAACUUGGGACUUGGCAGCCUCUACAACCACGCAACAAAGAAUGCUGAUGGGAGAACCAUUUCCCUAAUUUUGAAGUUGUCGAGCUAAUUGCCAUGAUGGAUGAUCAACAAGCUUUGAACUCAAUCAUGCAAGAUUUGGCUGUCCUUCAUAAGGCCAGUCGACCAGCAUUAUCCUUACAGGAAACCAGAAAAACAAAGUCUUUGUCACCAAAAAAACAGAAUGAUGUUCGAGUCAAAUUUGAACAUAGAGGAGAAAAAAGAAUUCUUCAGUUCUCCAGGCCAGUUAAACUGGAAGAUCUGAGGUCUAAAGCUAAAGUCGCCUUUGGACAGUCUAUGGAUCUACAUUAUACCAACAAUGAGUUGGUAAUUCCACUGACUACUCAAGAUGACCUGGACAAAGCUGUGGAAUUGCUAGAUCGUAGCAUUCACAUGAAGAGCCUCAAGAUACUACUUGUAGUAAAUGGAAGUACACAGGCUACUAAUUUAGAACCAUUACCAUCACUAGAAGACUUGGAUAACACAGUAUUUGGAGCAGAAAGGAAAAAACGGCUUUCUGUGAUAGGUUCUACUAGUAGAGAUAGAAGCUCCCCUCCCCCGGGAUACAUUCCAGAUGAAUUACAUCAGGUUGCUCGGAAUGGGUCAUUCACUAGUAUCAACAGUGAAGGAGAGUUCAUUCCAGAAAGCAUGGACCAAAUGCUGGAUCCAUUAUCUUUAAGCAGCCCUGAAAAUUCUGGCUCAGGAAGCUGUCCAUCACUUGAUAGUCCUUUGGAUGGAGAGAACUAUCCAAAAUCACGAAUGCCCAGGGCACAGAGCUACCCAGAUAACCAUCAAGAAUUUUCAGACUAUGAUAACCCUAUCUUUGAGAAAUUUGGAAAAGGAGGAACAUAUCCAAGAAGGUAUCAUGUUUCCUAUCACCAGCAAGAGUAUAACGAUGGUCGUAAAACUUUUCCCAGAGCUAGAAGGAACCAGGGGACCAGCUUCCGGUCUCCUGUGAGUUUUAGUCCCACUGACCAUUCCUUAAGCACUAGUAGUGGAAGCAGUAUCUUCACCCCAGAGUGUGACGACAGUCGGAUAAGAAGAAGGGGAAGUGACAUAGACAACCCUACUCUGACUGUAAUGGACAUCAGCCCACCCAGCCGGUCACCUCGUGCUCCAACCAACUGGAGAUUGGGCAAACUGCUGGGCCAGGGAGCCUUUGGCAGGGUCUACCUCUGUUACGACGUCGAUACAGGAAGAGAAUUGGCUGUUAAACAAGUUCAAUUUGACCCUGAUAGCCCUGAGACCAGCAAGGAAGUGAAUGCACUUGAGUGUGAAAUUCAGUUGUUGAAAAACUUGCUGCAUGAACGAAUUGUUCAGUAUUAUGGCUGUCUGAGGGAUCCCCAGGAAAAAACACUUUCCAUAUUUAUGGAAUAUAUGCCAGGGGGUUCAAUUAAGGACCAACUAAAAGCAUACGGGGCUCUUACUGAGAACGUGACCAGGAAGUACACCCGCCAGAUUCUGGAGGGUGUCCAUUAUUUGCACAGUAACAUGAUUGUCCAUAGAGAUAUCAAAGGUGCAAAUAUUUUGCGAGACUCAACAGGCAAUGUCAAACUAGGAGAUUUUGGGGCCAGCAAACGGCUUCAGACCAUCUGUCUCUCAGGGACAGGAAUGAAGUCAGUCACAGGCACACCAUACUGGAUGAGCCCUGAAGUGAUCAGUGGAGAAGGCUAUGGCAGAAAAGCAGAUAUCUGGAGUGUAGCCUGCACUGUGGUGGAAAUGCUAACGGAAAAGCCCCCUUGGGCUGAGUUUGAAGCAAUGGCUGCCAUCUUUAAAAUCGCUACCCAGCCGACAAACCCAAAGCUGCCACCCCACGUCUCAGACUAUACUCGGGAUUUCCUCAAACGGAUUUUUGUGGAGGCCAAACUGAGACCCUCAGCUGACGAGCUCUUGAGGCACAUGUUUGUGCAUUAUCACUAGCAGCCAAUAACCUUUCCUGUGCCUCUACCCUGCUAUCAUCGAUUCAUUCACCUUCUCUCUGACUGCACUUUUCUUUUUUUAUAAAAAAAGGAGAGAUGGGGAAGAAAAAAAGACAAGAGGGAACAUAUUUCUCUUGAUUCUUGGUUAAAUUUGUUUAAUAAUAAUAGUAGUCUAAAUUUUUUAUAGUCUUUUUUUUCCCUUACAAGAAGAACUUGAAACUUUUUUUUUUUUUUUUAUAAUGUACUGAUGUGGUUCAGAGAGAUAAAGCACUUUAGUACAUAGUCACUCUUUUUAGUGAAAACAAAUCAUUUGGAAUACCUAAAGAUUGUAGAGUCUUCCCCUGUAUCACUGACAUGUGGUGAUGGGGGGGGGAGAAAUGGAAAACAAGGAAAAGAAAAUGAUAAAUAAUUUGUAGUUUUUAGUGUUAGUAUUUAAAGUAGAUCCUCAUUUUUUGGAGGUUGACCCUAAACUUGAGUUUAGGGUAGGUACUCAAAGAAUAUAGAUCCCUUCUUCUGUCUGUAUUCUUUAUAUUCGAACCUCUGUCUACCAAGCUUUUUGCUCAGUACAAAUCUCGAUAGAAAAUACGAAUUUCUAAGAGGUAUCUUUAGUUGUUAAUCCUAACCAGUAUAAUAAGCAAAUACACUAUAGUAGAUUCAUGUUACUGGAAUCUGUAAACCUUGAGGGAUGGUUUUCUGCUUAAAAAAAAAAAAAAGUGCUAUUUUAUUUUAAAGCAGUUACGGGAAGUAAAUAGAGCAAAUUCAAAAUAAGGUACAAAAGGAUAUUGCUCUCGUUAAAUGUUGUGAGCAGUCGAAGAGACCACAUUUGCCAGUUAAUAGAAAUAACGGGGGGAAAAAACUGUGAGUUUAAUAAGUUUUAAACUGUGUUUUUUAUAUGAGGGUGAAAGUUCCAAAAUUAAGGGAAAGGAGAAGUAAUCAAAAUCAUGUAUACUGUCUUCCUGUUGCUAGGUCCUGAUUCCCCAUAGAUAAUAUUCUUUAGGAAAUAAGAGUUCAGCCCAGAGGAUCCAUGUUUCAAAGCUAGUGUCAUGAAAUGGAACCCUUGUCCAUGGGAUCAUAGAAUAAUAAAACACCUUGAAAACAGAAAAUGUUGGUUUUCAGCUCGGGGGAGUGGGAGAGGAGGGGAAUAAUUUCACUUCCCAUUUGGCAAUGCCUGCAGACAUUUUUGGUUGUCACAGCUGGGGUAUUGCUAUUGGCAUCUAGUGGGUAGAGGUCAGGGAUGCUGUUAAAUAUACUACAGUGCACAAGAACAGCUCCCAAAUCAAAGAGCUGUCCUGCCCAAAGUGUCAGUAGUGCCGAGGUUGAGAAAACCUGAUGCAAAGACCAGUUCCAGUUAUAAACUGAAAACAACCAUUUACAGAAGAGGUUCCCAGCAAAAAAAGAAAAUUUCAAAGAGAAAGCAAUGUAAUUCACAAUGAGUAUUUCACAAGAGCGAAUACCACUACUUCAAGUCAAGGGUGAGCGAUCUCAGCAAGUAGUAAGUAGCAGUCCCUUUCUUACCAGCUGCAUAUUGUAUCCAAAUCUUCUGUUUUAGAAACAAAAUGAAUUUGAACAGUGAGCCUGUUGAACUCAACCACCUAUCCUUUCCUCGAGCCGCCAACUUAAAAUUGUGGAAAAUGAAAAGCAUAUUUAAAAAAAAAAAAGUAUCAACAGGAAGGUCCAAAAACUGCCAGCUAUAAUGUAUCCACUAAGAACAAGGCUGUUAAAUGGAGGGAGACAGCUGGAAAAGGUCCCACUGUCCUUAAUGGAAAUAUGCUACUGAAGAAUAUGAAUGAUAUCAGUAAUUUGACCCCUUGCAGUGUUUUCAGCAUAUUAAAGCAAGUGCUAAGCACUUUAAAGGUAUAGAAAAAUAAUAGUCUUCCUGGAGGCCCUAAAUGUGAUGUCUUUCAUGGGAUUUAUAAGGGACUUCAAAACCAAACCCAUUUUAGUCAAGUUGAUUCCAAUUCAUAGCAACCCUGUAGGACAGAGUAGAACUCCCCCAUAGAGUUUCUAAGCCUGUAAUCUUUACGGAAGCUGACUGCCACAUCUUCCUCCCACAGAGCAGCUGGUGGGUUUGAACUGCCAGCCUUUUGGUUAGCAGCCAAGCGCUUAACCGCUGGCCACUAAGGCUCCUUAUAAGGGACUCAGUUAUUCUUAUUUCUACAAAAAGGUAUGCUCUUUUAGGGACUCUUUCAAAAUACUUUGUUUCUGAAGUUAAGUGGCUCUUGGUUUACUAUAUCAGGGUCCAGUAUGGCAUUCCCCACAGGAGUAUUUGAAGUUCUGCUAGUAGUCUGAGAAGAAGCCAAAGCACAAAUUAGUUGUCAACGUUUCUUUCAUACUCUUAUAAAGGAAGCAGCUUGCAAGGAAGAGCAAGAAAUAGGUGCCUGCCCCUCCCACUUGGUAAGCCAACUGCCACAUCUUGUACUAAAAACAUAAUCCCCAAGUGUGUGGGUCUGUUGUAAUUUCUUUAUCUUUUAUCGGUAAGGCAUCUCUUCUGCUUAAGGAAGACCGUGUAUCUGUACCAGUGGCCUUUUCCUUCUUUAAUUGUCUCCUGUGAUUACGAUUUCUCUCUGGCUCUUUUUUGGUCUUUCAGGGUAACCAGCAGUGUAGAGUAAUAAGACAAAUGUUCUUUCUGGAGAAUUCUUGGGAGACUGUGAAACCCACAGCAAAAUUGUUUGCUUUUUUCAGUCUCUUUUUUUCUCUUGUAAAUGCUGUAGAAAAUAAAUGCAUAUGAAAAGAAACUACUACUUUAAUAUUGCUGUAGAAGACCUAUGCUUUAGGAGAAAGGAAAAAAAAAAUAUGAACUAUGGGCAGGUGAUGUUCUUUAUGUAAAAAGACUUCAAAAUAGGCUAAUAGUUUACAGAGUUAUAUAAAAUGUGAUCUGAAUUUUUUAAUUUCAAACAUAUUGUGAUGGUACCAAAAACCACAAUAAGAGUUAAUAUAUAUAAAAACUACCAGUACAAAAAUGCUUGAAGGUGAGGGUGAAAGGUACGAAAGACCAAAAGUAAAUUAAAAUAGAAAAUUUUGAAAGGAAGCACCUUAUUUCAGGUGCAGCUAAGUAUAACACUCCAUUUCUUUUCUUCUUUCUAAUAAUGGUAUGGGUCAACAAAUGAACCUUGAGCUUUUUCAGAUGACUGUAAAUGUAUUUUGUUUUUUAAAUGUACAACUGAUUCUUCCAUACUGUAAUGUUUCUUUGCUGAGGCUGGAGAAUGGCCAGACUGCUGAUGUUGUGCCUUUCAGACACGCUCUGCUUUUGACAGUGGCCAACUUUGGGGUGCUGGAGAAGAUUCCCUUGCAGCCUUACAUGUGCUUUUCAGGAUAUACCCUUCUGCCUAGGCCUUGAGAGAUUCAGCGUGGCAUGACCCAGGCUUGGACCAAUAUAAGAUCUUUUGUUUUGCAAACUAAGUAUAGUGAAUAAAAGGGUUGAAAAACAUGGUAAUGAUGAGUGGAAAUUCUGAUGGGUUGGUAAUUCUUUAAAACAUUUUUAAAACAAUGCAGACUGACAAUUUCAGUGUGACUAUCUUGAAAAUUUUCAGCAUGGUUCCUCAUUUACAAACAUGUUUCUAACUUAAAUGGUUAAGACUAUUGCCUUAGAAAGUUUUAAGAGGUAUAGUCAACCUUCAUAAUGUAUAUAAGGGAUUGAAAGAUUAAUGCACAUGCUGAACUAUACAAGAGAAAUUAAAAAAUUUGAUUUCAGAGUAAAGUGGAUUGACUUUCACUCAGGGCUUCGAACUGAUUCAAACUGGUUCAGCCAUCGUUAACGAGGUGAAACCUAAACAGAAUUUUUACAAUUUGGGUGAUCCAGAAUGAUAAUCAGAACAGGAAAAAUUACAGGUCAAAGCCCUGGAUUGGGAGACUCAAAAGAGGUGUAGUGAGCCCUUUCAGGAGCCUGAUGUGUGACACUGGAUUGUCGGCAGGAACGUGGAGAAGGACACAUUCAGAGUGACGCCAUUAGCCACCAUCUUUGAGCGGGGCACCUCCGUUUCCGACUCUGCUCAAAAUCUGACAGGCAAGGGAUUUGGUUGCUAUGCAAUGCGUGUGCUGCCCUUGUUUUCUAAGAGGGAAACUAGGUUUCUAACAGGGCUUUGACUCGAGAUUUUUCCCGUUCUGGUUAUCUUUAUGGUUCACACAAAUUUUAAAAAUUUGCUUCUGUUCCAAUUUUGCUUCCUUGGCCAUGGCUGAACCAGGAAGAACCGAUUCAAAGCCCUGCUUUCAUGUGAGAAAGAGUUUUUACCUUAUUCCUAGUAGAAACUACAUAAAAUGAAAUGAUUUCUUUAGAGUAUCUCUCUGCUCCUCCAGCUCUGUCUGUUCUGGUCUGCAGCAUUUCUGAGAUUUGGUUUUAUAAGCUCUGUGAAAUGCAAUUUAUAAGGUACAUGAAAGCACAUUAAGAAAAUAAACCCAAAUAUUAAUAGUUUAGAGGGAUGACCAGGCUUGACUGCAAAAGCCAAAAUACUUGCUAGAUGCAAACUUUCUGGCCCAUGGCAAAGUUUUGUGCCAGUGAUUUCAUUUGGCAUCUAGGAACCAAAAGCUUGGUGUAAAAAUCACCUGGUGUCGAUCAACUAUGGGAAUCCUUUUUUUUAAUAGGGUGACUUUUUCAUUUGCUUAUUCAAUAAUUGUGGCUUAUUUGUGUUGGGUGCCAAAUUAACUUGUCCUUAAGGAGGUCACAGUCUAGGAGAAAACACGGGCAAAGACAGUCACUUAUUUUAUGGCAUACCCUAACCCUGAAGGUUCGGCAGUGAUGAUUUAAAAUUUUAUGACUAUUUUUAAUGAAGUGAGGGGAAAGCAAUUUGGGGUAACAUUGACUAUUAGAAAUUUUGUCAUUAAAAAUGAAAUUAAAGUCAAAGUCUCCUCAAAUUGGAGGGGUCCCCUUAGGUCAGGCUGCCUUUCUCUCAGGAACACCUCUUAGAAUGCCCAGACUGCCCAAACAGUUCCAGUGAUAAGGAACAUUUAUUCCAUAACACGAAUUAUUAAGACAGCCAGAACAUUUGUUGGAAGUCGAACUCUGUCAACAGUGUUAUUUAUGCUAAGAUUAGGACAAUGUCUUGAGAACACGUUGUUUUUUUCAUUAAGUUUGGCCUUUGUUACAAAUGCAAUGGUCAUUUAUUUUAAUUUUAAGAUUAUUUAAAUGUUAAUGAAAAGCAACUUAAUUGUUAAAUUUAGUAGUGCCUUUUUCUCUGUAUGCCUUAGCUUUACUUUAUAUCAGUAAUAAUUCAAUUUGCUCACAAAAAUGAAGACAUUUUCUAAAAUCAUUAGGCUUCAAGAGUUCAUUUGGCCUUAAGCUGUGUUUUGGCCCAUAAAUGUUCCUUAAUGCCUGCUAACUCCUCCUACCCUUUUCUGCCCCCUCUUUUUUUGUGUGUGUGUUAGGAGAGUAAUGUUAGCAUGUGCCUGUGACACACUGCAGUCUCCACUAGACAGAGUGUAGAAAGAGGUAUUGUGGUUUUAAAGAGACAUAGCAAAUUGUUUUCCAGAUUGAUUACUUGAUUUUUCAGUCAUGUUGGCACUGACCAAGUUAAUUGUAUAUCAUGGUUCAGUUAUAAUUUCUAUAGCAAAGCUACAGAGAUUUUUUUUUGCCCUAAAGAAGUCAUUUAAAUGGCUUACGGCUGUUGGGGCAAUGAGAUGUAGGACAAUGAGCAAGAAACCCAGGGAGAAUGAAUUCUAAUCCUUACUUUUUCACUAACAUUUUGACUAAUACUGUAGCCUAUUUUUCUGUGAAGUGUGUGUGUGUGCUUGUGUUUGGAGUUGGGGCAGGGGUGGGAAAGAAGGAAGGAAAGGUAGGAGUGUUUAAUAUAUUAGUAUCCAAUCUUGGAGGAACCCCUUAAAAGUAUAUGUCCUACUGAUGAUGGAUCAGUGUAGUCAUUUUCAGGUGGGGAGGCCAGCACAUUUCCACGAGUAGCUAGUACAAAUAAUUGUUUAAUCAAGGUAUUUAUUGUAAUUGCCAAACUCUUGAUUGCUAAAAGUAGAUUAAAAUUGAAUUUGUAUGUGUAUGUGUGUGUGUAAUAAUGAGCUUAUGUAUAAUUCUUAAAUAGAAAGUAAUUGAUUUUACAUAGUUCCUAAUGAACUCUAUGGAAUAGAAAUUCUGCCAGACAUUAUCAAAACAAGCUUCCUUAGCUUACUAGGUAUUCAAAAGGAAAUCCUCUUUAUACCUCUUUUUGGUUGGCUAGGGAAGGCGUGUUGUGAAGCCACUGUUCUGCUUCAUAGUUGUCUGUAGCUUUGCUUUGUGUUCUGCCAUGGUCUGGACAGGAUGCCAUAAUAGAUGUGGAAAGUACUAGGGCCAUCCAUGUCUCUCUACUCCUCUUUGAGACCUGUAGGUGAUAAUGAGCUCUUCCAGGAGCCCAGAGAUUCUUCUCUUGGAGAUGGUGAGAGUGGUCAAGAUUGAGCUUCACAGAGUUGAGGGAGGAGCCAUAGCUGUAAUGAAAAGAAUAAAUUUUAUCUGUUUCUUGUGUAUAGUCUCGCAUAAUUUUUUAUAAUUAUGCAUUUUAAUUGAGAAUCAUGGUAUUUUUGUUUAUAACAGCAAAUAAAUUAAAUCAGUAAGUACUAUUACUCCGUAUACCUGAUGACUUCUUGUUUGUAUUUACAAAAUUUAUUAUCAGAAUAACUUUAAACCAAAGUUUUUAUAUUCCUUGUGCACAUAGCCAAAAUAAUUAGCACUGUUACUUCUACCCACCUGUAAGCUAAUAAUGUAAAAAUUAUGAAGCAAGCACUAGUAGAAUUUGUAUCUCAAUCUGCCCUUCAAGGAAAAGGACAGGUACUCAGUGUUUGCAUUUACAAGUAGAAUUUACUUCAGCUAUUAAGGAACUGUAGACAUUAUGAACUUGAUCUUGUACACGUGCCAAUCUUAUUACUGUCACUUGACCAUACACACAGAUACAUAUCCGUUCACUUAGGAUGCCUCAGGUUUGUGGCGUACUUUCUUCCUAGUGUCUUAACACGUAUGAACUUGUGUCUGACUUGAGGGGCAUUUCAAGAAAGCUGUGAAGAAAGGUAGGUUAUGGAUGCAUGCCCACUUUGUACCAUAGACAUUUUGGAACGUAAGAAAGAGUUUGCUCUCUAGUAUAUGUGCAGAAUUUGUCCCCAGAUAAGGAUUUCUGAGUCCCUUAAUGCCAAUUGAGAACAGUAAAGUUCAUGACUAUACUGAAAAGCACUUUUGUGUUCACUUAUUUAUAUUUUUUUUAGAAUUUAUUUUUAAAAAACAUGUAACUAGUAAUUUUAGCAAUAGCAUUACUUAGAGGGGAGGGGUGAGAUAGGUAACAAAAUUCCAUCUUAAACUCUGUUAGAUACUUAAAGUCUGAAUGGAUUUGACAUAUUCUCAUUUUUCCAAAAUUUUUUUUCCACCUGGAAUGAGAAGAGAGCACUAGUGGAGAAAUUAAGAAAACAUUUGAGCUGGAAAGGCUUAUGGUCAAAAGGAAAUGGGUCAAACUCUUGCAAUAUAUCCUGUUCCAUUCAAAGUACAGUGUCUAAGGAUAAGAAUACUUCUUUAAAAACAAACAAUUGUUUUUAAUACAAUCUUAACAAGUAAAAGGUUUAUAGCAUUUUUUCUAUUGCUAUAGGUUUUAAAAUUUGCUACCCUGUGUCUGAAAUAUAUAAGAGUUAAUACCAAAAACAUUUUUAAUGUUGGACAUCUCUUCCUUUUCACAUGAUUUGUUUCAUUCAAAUAUCGUAAAUAAAAGUAAAUGGAUAAAUUUGAGAAUAAACUUUUAAUUGUUGGAAAACUAUGAUUAUCGAUUUAUAAAUUUAUCCUUUGACCUGGUGUACAUUUUAAAGUGUAGCCAUUAAUCUUUAAUUAUUAAUUUCUCUCUGUAAAUGUUUUUAAUCUCAGUUGAACGCUGGGCAGUUUAUAAUUACGUAUGAAGGUGUUUUUUUCCUAUCAAGGUUGACUUUUUUGCACAUUUUUGGAAAUGUUUAAUUUGUACACUGAUUUACUACUCUGACCAAUGAUUACUGACGAGUGUGUGUGAGCAUCGUGAGUGUGUGCAUUGAACUACUGUCUGUCUCCAUUUUCACUUCUUUCAAGGUGUAGUCAGUCGUCAGUAACUACACAGCUGUCACUGGCACCAGCGGAUUGUCUCGCUUUACAGAGUAGACUUACCUAUGGUUCUGUCUUUGUUGAAGAACUCAGGAGUUCAACAUUACUUUGUAAUUUUAUGAUGUCUUCUAACAUUCAUUGCUAAGUUGAAGUAUUCUUGUAACUGUGUAUCAGGGGAUGUAUGUUUGUGUGGAGAUGUCUUUUUCUCUCUGUAGGUACAUGUAUAUAUCCCAGUAAUUUCUUAUUUUGUUUCAUUUCUACAUUUUUAUGAACUUGUUUUAUAAGGGUACUAUUUAGUUAGAGUAAUUAAAUAUAUAAAAGCUUUCUGAGAGAUUAUUUACUAUAUGAAUAUAUUUUCAGCUGGCUGAUCAAAAAUAUUUUUUUAAUUUUGUUUUUAACCAUUUGAAAUGUAUUUGUAUUUUCAAAAUUGGACACAAAUUGUACUUAGAUCUCAAAACACUCUUGUAAGGAACAACAUUGAGUUUUCUUUUGAGAAUUCUGUGAAAUGCAAAUUAAGAAAAUAAAAUGUGCUUUAAGCAGUAACAAAAACACACUGUCCACUAAGACAGCUUUGGAAUUCUCAGAGCUACGAAAAAAUGUGAGAAACUAAAUUGCCUUGAAGAGAUGCCAAGAUUUUUAUAUCCCAAGUUGCUGUGGGCCUGUCCUACUGUUCCUCUUCAGUAUUUCCUUUAUUCUAACCCAAAAUAUUUCAACUUUCUGGUUUUUCUCUUACAGGACAAGGUCAGACUGGGUUUAUAAAACAGUGCAUUGGCAUAUUGUGAUUCUCUGUAAUUGGUUGACUAUAAAUUGGUUUAGAAAUGUCCAAACAUACGUUGUUGUGUCUUUAUACUGUACUGUGUGUUUUUAGUAACUGGCAGAAAGAUUUGGAAAUUAAAUUUCCAAUCUGAAUGUUAUUGUACUUAAAAAAAAAAAAAAAAGCUUGUUUUAAAUAUGCGGUACCACCUAAAA
Molecule: messenger RNA, 12978 nt
Organism: Loxodonta africana (African savanna elephant)
Lineage: Eukaryota; Metazoa; Chordata; Mammalia; Proboscidea; Elephantidae
Gene: MAP3K2
Product: mitogen-activated protein kinase kinase kinase 2
Exons: 18
Coding region: 2131-3993 (620 amino acids)
Biological process (GO): protein phosphorylation
Molecular function (GO): protein kinase activity; ATP binding; protein binding
Source: RefSeq, a predicted model, not a curated record